AUGUGGCGGGGGGCCGCCACGAGGGUGCCUCGGGGCGCCUGCCUGGGGCACUGCGGGGGGGUCCCCACCAAAUACUGCCACAGGAGGGGGGUAGCGGCCGUGUCAGCCAACCCCGCGGCUGGCUUGAUGGAUCAGCCCGCGAGGAUAGCGGUUUGGGGGCUGGCGCCUUCGCAGGAAGUGACCCUAAGGGCGCUGGCGGUGGAUGGCCGGGGCAGGUUCUUCGAUUCCUGCGCCCACUAUCAAGCGGAUCCUCAGGGAAAGGUCGAUCUGUCCAGAGAGCCGUCUCAGGGAGGAGACUACACUGGAGUGGAGCCCAUGGGGCUGUUGUGGAGCCUCUCCCCUGCUGCGAUGGAGAAACCUUACCGCAGGCUGGAGCCCGGACCGGUGAAAACCCCCAUAAGGGUGGAGUUAUCCGUGCACCAGGGGUACAGCCCGCCUGCUACCCUGCCUGGCCGCAUACUUGCCAGAACAACCAUGGAAAGGUGGUUGACGCUUUCCGAAGUGCGAAGGAUUAGGUUGAAGGAAGGAGCAGUAAGAGGCAGCUUGUUCCUCCCCCCGGGGAAUGGCCCCUUUCCAGGAGUGAUAGAUAUGUUUGAUGAUGAAGGUGGGUUAGUUGAAUUCCGGUCAAGCCUCCUGGCUACCCAUGGCUUUGCUGCUCUUUCCCUCCCAUAUUUUAAUUUUGAGGAUCUCCCAAAGGUCAUGGAGGAUUUUCACCUUGAGUACUUUCAAGAGGCAGCUAGGUUUCUGCUGCACCAUCCAAAGGUUAAAGGGCCAGGAGUUGGUGUUGUUGGAACAGGGAAAGGAGCAGAAUUGGCAUGUUCCAUGAUGACCUUCCUGCCGGAAGUAGUGGCUGCUGUCUGCAUUUCUGGCUGCAGCUCCAUCACAGCUAGUUCUCUCCAUUAUGGCAAGCUGACUCUGCCUGGACUCUGCUUUAACAUGAGUAAAAUCAGAAUUUCCGAAGAUGGUGUGUUUGAUAUUUACGAGGCACUGGAUGAUCCAAAGGACCCGGCUAAUUCACACUGCCGUAUCCCCAUAGAAAAAGCAGAAGGUCACUUCCUUUUUGUGGUAGGGGAGGAUGAUCGCCAUUGGAAGAGCUCUUUAUAUGCUGAGAUAGCCAUUGAGUCCCUACGCCAGCAUGGAAAGGACAAUUUUACCCUCUUGAGUUACCCAGGAGCUGGUCAUCGAAUUAAUCCAGCCUUUUCUCCAGUUUGCCCUAUAGCAUUAGACCUGGUUCUAGGAGUACCUAUUCUGGGUGGUGGACAGAGCAAAGCUCACGCUUAUGCCCAAGAACACUCUUGGGGGAAGAUUCUGGAGUUUCUGCGCUUUCACUUGAGAUGA
Euleptes europaea (tarantolino) is the source of this 1338-nucleotide messenger RNA. Its product is annotated as acyl-coenzyme A thioesterase 1-like. NCBI's taxonomy places the organism in Eukaryota, Metazoa, Chordata, Lepidosauria, Squamata, Sphaerodactylidae. Gene Ontology annotation, molecular function: fatty acyl-CoA hydrolase activity. Bases 1 to 1338 code for a protein of 445 amino acids. Gene Ontology annotation, biological process: acyl-CoA metabolic process; fatty acid metabolic process. The record is from RefSeq and is a predicted model, not a curated record. The transcript is spliced from 3 exons.